Messenger RNA from Vombatus ursinus (common wombat), 1889 nucleotides. Its product is annotated as zinc finger protein OZF-like. NCBI's taxonomy places the organism in Eukaryota, Metazoa, Chordata, Mammalia, Diprotodontia, Vombatidae. The record is from RefSeq and is a predicted model, not a curated record. The coding region runs from base 234 to 1889 and encodes 551 amino acids. Gene Ontology annotation, biological process: negative regulation of transcription by RNA polymerase II; regulation of immune system process; regulation of cytokine production. The transcript has 5 exons.
CUCUAAGGCUGGAAGCCUCUUUCUCCUCAGCUGGGGUAUUUAGGUGAAUCCUGGGCUAGGGCCUCCUGCUGAUGACUGACUCCCCGUAUGACGUAGGGGUCCCCAUCCGUGCAUAAAGACAGGAAUCUUCAUGGUGUGACAAGAUCUGUGGAGGCAGCUCAGAAGUCAGUGACUGCUCUACCUUCCAUUGGCUCCUCUUCAUCUGGAACACCUCUUGGACUUCAUCCACUUCCAUGAUGUUCAACAUGGAGCUGGCAACCUUUGAAGAUGUGGCUGUGUAUCUCACACGUGACGAAUGGGGUCUUCUUGAACCUGCUCAGCGAGACCUAUACAGGGAUGUGAUGCUGGAGAAUUAUGGAAACUUUAUCUCACUGGGAUUUCUAGGCUCCAAGCCUGAUGUUAUCUCUCAGCUGGAACGAGGGGAAGAAUCCUGGGUGCUGGAUAUUGAGAAGCCUGAGGAAAGGGAGCUGUCAAGUAGGAAGGGAGCUUAUGGAGGUUAUAAGAAAAAAUACAAGGAAAAGUUGUCUCUAAGACAGGAAGUUCCUAAAGGGAGAAAAAUAUAUAAAAAUGCAUCAGUGAAAUACCCAUGGGAUACUUCCCAGGUCUUGGACUUUGGAGAAGGCUAUGAAAAGGAAAGCAAUUUAGAGGAGCAGAUUAGAAACGUCAGGGGAAAGAGACAGAGUAAAUCCAUUUCCAAACGAAUCCUUGUCUUACAACAGAAAACAACUGAAGGAGAGAAAGGCCAGGAACUUAAUGAAUUUGGAAGACUGGUCAGUUGUAGCUCAAACCAUGUUACAAAUCAAAGAAUUCAUAAAAAAGAAAGAAGCUACAAGUGUGAUACUUGUGGUCAGAAUUUUGUACGUCAUUCAGCCCUUAUUCAGCAUCAGAGAAUUCAUACUGGAGAAAAGCCCUAUGAAUGUGAUGACUGUGGGAAAGCCUUUAGUCGAAGCUCAGAUGUAACAAAACAUCAGAGAAUUCAUAAUGGAGAAAAACCUUAUGAAUGUAAUCAGUGUGGUAGAGCCUUCAGUCAUGGCUCACAUCUUACACGACAUCAGAAGAUACAUACUGGAAAGAAACCCUUUGAAUGUAAUGAAUGUGGGAAAGCCUUCAGUGAGAACUCGGAUCUUAUUCUACAUGAGAUAGUUCAUACUGGAGAGAAACCUCAUGUUUGUAACAAAUGUGGGAAAACUUUCCGUCGGAAAUCAUACUGCAUUCGACAUGAGAGAGUGCACAUUGGAGUGAAACCUUAUAAGUGUAAUGACUGUGGGAAAGCCUUCACUCAGUCUUCAAGUUUUAUUCAGCACCAGAGAGUUCAUACUGGUGAGAAACCCUAUGAAUGUAAGGAAUGUGGCAAAGCUUUCAGUCAAAGCUCACAUCUUACUGAACAUAAGAAAAUUCAUACUGGGGAAAAACCUUUUAAAUGUAGUGAAUGUGGGAAAGCCUUCAGUUACAUUAAAGGUUUUAGUCAGCACAUGAUUAUUCAUAGUGGAGAAAAACCCUAUGAAUGUAGUGAAUGUAAAAAAGCCUUCAGUCGCCAUUCCCUCCUCAUUCGUCAUCAGAGAGCUCACACUGGAGAAAAACCAUAUGAAUGUAAUGAAUGUGGAAAAGCUUUCAGUAGACAGUCAGUCCUUAAGGAACAUCUGAGAAUUCAUACUGGGGAAAAACCAUAUGUAUGUAAUGAGUGUGGGAAGACCUUUAGUCGGAGCUCUCACCUAAUCCAACAUCAGAGAACUCAUACUGGGGAGAAGCCAUAUGAAUGUAAUGAGUGUCAGAAAGCUUUUAAUCGAAGUUCAGAUUUCUUAAAACAUCAGAGGCUUCAUACUGGAGAGAAACCUUAUGAAUGUAAUAAAUGUGGUAAAACCUUCAGUCAGAAUUCAUAUCUAAUUUGA